AUGAGACUCAAAUUAGGGCGAGGGGGCCAGUGUAGCUCUGCUGGCAGGGUUACGGCACAGCUGCUCUUAUCGUUCCUCGCGGUAUCACCGACUCUAGCUUCCGUUGGGGAAGUGCCAAACAACGACGAGGCCGUCCUUCAACCAGGACCUUUACUUCCACCCAGCACCGCACAACCCAACACGGGCGAACACAUAUUUACAUUACGACACAUUUUCCACCAUGGAACAUAUCGGCAUCCUCAGCUGCACCGACGCAAGGAUGUCCGCCACUCCGACGGCGCCGAUAACCAGGUCUGGCUGGCGGAGGAGGACGGAUACAAGAGGGAAAGGGUGAUGCCUCUGAAGGCCCAGAGCACGCCUCUCAAGAUCGAGCGCAUGGUUGAUCGUCGGCCGUCUGUCGUUGAUCCCAUGGUCACCGAAGCUCGUCAGCGCGGCUAUGUCAACAUCAUGUCGCCAUCCGAUUGGACUACCGACGAGGUCCCCGGACCCAACAUCACGGACAAGGCCACGGUUAUCAGCCUUGCCAUCAUGGCUGCAAACGCUUACAUUGAAGAGGAGGGCAAGGCGGACUGGGAAGAGGUCGGCAGCGGCUACAAUAGGAGCGCUGAUUUCGGAUGGGAGGGUGACGGACUCCGGGGGCACAUCUGGGCGGACGAGACGAACUCGACUAUUGUUAUUGGCCUCAAGGGAACUUCUACGGCCAUCUUUGACGGAGAGGGAACCACCACCAACGACAAGGUCAAUGACAACCUCUUCUUCAGCUGCUGUUGUGCUCAGCAGGGGCAGUGGACCUGGCAUCAAGUCUGCGACUGUGCCACAUCCACCUACUCAUGCAACAACACCUGCGUCGUGCAAGCGCUCAAAGACGAGCACCGAUACUACACGGCGGCCAAGGAACUGUACUCGAACGUUACCGAGCUGUUCCCCGACUCCAACAUCUGGCUGUCAGGCCAUUCUCUCGGGGGCGCAGUCAGCUCCCUCCUGGGCCUGACCUACGGUAUUCCCGUCGUGACCUUUGAGGCCGUGCCAGAGGCGCUCGCCGCCAGCAGACUGGGACUGCCUGUUCCUCCAGGAUACGAUCAGAUGCUUCACCAGGCUCGCACAGAUACCGGCGCCUUCCAUUUUGGUCAUACGGCAGACCCCAUCUACAUUGGGACCUGUAAUGGUGCUACUGCGACGUGCUCCUUUGCCGGGUAUGCCAUGGAAUCGGCCUGCCAUUCUGGACUUGAGUGCGUUUAUGACGUUGUGGCCGACAAGGGAUGGAGAGUCGGCAUCGGAACCCACAAGAUCCGAUCUGUUAUCCACGAUGUCAUUAUGAAGUAUGACACGGUCCCAGAGUGCAAGGCUACGCCCGAAUGCCGCGACUGUGCCAACUGGAAAAUGUAUGAGAGCAACGGGACCGAAUCGACCACGACGUCCAAGUCCUCGACAACAUCGAAGACGCGUACUCGGACAGCCACCUGCCAGACGCCGGGCUGGUGGGGUUGCCUGGAUGAGACCACGACGACGCCGGUUACCACUACUACUUCCACGUCGACCACGUCCACUUGUAAGACCCCUGGCUGGUUUGGAUGUAAGGACGAGACGACCACGACUACAACCACUUCGUCUUCAACUACGACUACAACAACGACGACUACUUGCAAGACACCUGGAUGGUUUGGCUGCAAGGACAAGACUACAUCGACCACGAGCACGACUUUGUUCCCCGGCGCAACCCCGUCUCACACCAUCACUGCCGCGCCCACGGCCACCCCGACAUCAGCGCCCACCAAAGCACCCCCUUCAGAUCCUCGCUGCAAUACGAGGUACUGGUUCGGAUGGUGUAAAGAAUGGACCCAGGCGGGCGAGAGCUGGAGUGAGGAGAUGUGA
This is a messenger RNA of Colletotrichum abscissum, 1872 nucleotides long. RefSeq lists its product as uncharacterized. Gene Ontology annotation, biological process: piecemeal microautophagy of the nucleus; multivesicular body membrane disassembly; neutral lipid catabolic process. Gene Ontology annotation, molecular function: glycerophospholipase activity. Bases 1 to 1872 code for a protein of 623 amino acids. Lineage: Eukaryota; Fungi; Ascomycota; Sordariomycetes; Glomerellales; Glomerellaceae. The transcript has a single exon. The record is from RefSeq and is a predicted model, not a curated record. Gene Ontology annotation, cellular component: membrane.